CAGAACAAAUCGAAACAAGAAAUGCAGCUCAAAGAAUCAGGACUGCAGAAAGUCGUGCACAAGAAUCUCAAGAACGGCGUGACGAACGUCUGCAACAGAAUAUUACGAGAACAAGAGCGGCACGAGAACGAAACAUAGCUACAGUACGAGUACUAGGUCGACAAAGGCAACGAAUCAGCCGCUCAUUCACACGUGCAUCAUUCGUUCGGCUUGCCUAUGAAUAUGCACCAGAUAUUAACUACUCAGCGCAUUCAAAAAUUGCUAUCGGUGGAAUGGAUAAAGUAUGUCAAUAUUGUCAGGCAUUGAAAUUUCGGAAUGAAGCAGCCGGCAUGUGCUGCGCAUCAGGAAAAGUUGUACUGUCACCUCUACCCGCUCCGCCGGAGCCUUUAUUAUCUCUUCUUACUGGCAAUUCAGAUGAUUCCAAAUUAUUUUUGCGUAAGAUACGCAAAUUUAAUUCUUGCUUCCAAAUGACAAUUAAAUUUGCGAUCGUGCAUCCGAUGGACGUAAUUUUGAAACUACAUUCAAAAUUCAAGGCCAGGUGUACCAUAAAAUCGGAUCCUUGAUGCCAAUGCCUGAUAACAAUCCGAAAUUUCUUCAAAUUUAUUUUAUGGGCGAUCAUGAAGAGCGCGUGACGACUCGGUGCCUGUAUAAUUUUAUUGAACAAGCAGACGGAAGAGCAAUUGUGAUAUUAUUGGAAAAUUUUUUAGAAGAUCACAAUCAACUAAUUCAAUUGAUCAAAAGAGUUUCGCCACGACUGCAAAAUGACAAUUAUCAAAUCGUCAUAAAAGCCGACAAAGUACCAUUAGGUGAACAUGCUGGUAGAUUCAACGCUCCAACUGUUGAUGAGGUUGCUGUUAUCAUGGUUGGUGAUCUAGUUGACAAAAGAUCUAUAAAAAUUACACGGCGAGACAACACUGUCAGUACGAUUUCGGAUCUACACCGUUCAUAUGACGCACUACAGUAUCCAUUGAUAUUUUGGCAAGGACAAGAUGAAUAUCACCUUAAUAUCAAACAGUAUGAUCUAAAUACCGGUGAUUACAGUAAUAAUGGUUAGACAACAUCAAGACAAUUAUAUCCUUCGAUAUCGUCAGCUGUUCCAUCAAUACAUUGUUGAUAUGUAUGCUAAGGUCGAAAGCGAACGCUUGCGAUUCCUUCGAUUCAACUAGGCAAAACUACGAUCGGAAGAAUAUAUUCACUUACGAGAUGCUGUUGCUGGAAACAUCGAUGGAAAUGUAAAUCUCAAUGACAUCGGUAAUGCAUUCAUUUUACCUUCAAGCUACAUCGGCAGUCCACGGAACAUGCAAGAAUACAUACAAGAUGCGAUGACUUACGUACGUUAUUACGGCCGACCGGAUUUAUUUAUUACAUUCACAUGUAAUCCAAAUUGGGAAGAGAUACAAACUUUACUAUUGCCAGGACAACAAGCCAUUCAUCGCCAUGAUUUAACUGCACGUGUGCUUAAAAAAAAUUUCAUAAUUUCAGCCGAAAUUCCAGACCCAUUAAUUGAUCAAGAAUUAUUUGAUAUUGUCACCAAACACAUGAUCCAUGGGCCAUGCGGUGCUUUCAACAUGACGUCACCGUGCAUGGAAAAUGGAAAAUGUAAAAAAAACUUCCAAAAGCCGCAUACGAAUGACACGAUCAC
This is a messenger RNA of Drosophila santomea, 1642 nucleotides long. RefSeq lists its product as uncharacterized. Bases 563 to 1054 code for a protein of 163 amino acids. NCBI's taxonomy places the organism in Eukaryota, Metazoa, Arthropoda, Insecta, Diptera, Drosophilidae. The record is from RefSeq and is a predicted model, not a curated record. The transcript is spliced from 2 exons.